Molecule: messenger RNA, 1125 nt
Organism: Symbiodinium pilosum
Lineage: Eukaryota; Dinophyceae; Suessiales; Symbiodiniaceae
Source: the annotation of a GenBank genome assembly
AUGCUUGCGCUCCGGGCCCUCAGGCGCGGAUCAUUCCGCACUCCGGGCGUACCCCUUCGCAGUUGGGAUGGUUCGCGCCAGCUGGGCAGAGAUCAUGGGAGAACUGCCUCUGCGCUGCCAGGUUGGAGGGAUUCCUCUUGGCCCUUCCAGGGCUGGGCCGAUUGCUACAUAGCUUUUAACGAUCCACCAGGUGAGUUGCUCCAUAUCAUCUUAACCCUGGUGCGAGCGCGACUCUUGGAAGUUGACCGCCUUGUAAGCGUGGCGGGUUCGAUGACUGCUCUGAACUUUCUCACAGCAUUGAAUCCUGGACACAUACACUUCUUCGACAUGAACCCCUGUGCCAUUCAAUGGGGCAGGAUGCUUUGCGAAUUGAUCUUGCUCUCGGACACACCGCAAGAGUUUGUGUCACGACUCUUUGCGCGAAAUGUGGCUGAGUUCGAGCAUCAUGCCGGGAAGCUGACUGUCUUGAACCAGGACAGGUAUUUGAUGUGGCCUGCGUCCGCAGCCUUGCGCAACAGCACGCAGCGAUUUCUAUCGCACGAGGCUGCUGCUGUUUACUCCCAGAUUCUGCGCUCUUACCAGGAUGGGGCUGUGCUCAGCGGUUGGCACACGCCCCGCAUUGUGCCCUGCGAAGAUCGCCGACAGCUGAGCCACGCCACUCGCUCGGGUUUGGGCAGUCAGGGCCGUCUUCCGAGUGAUGGAGUGGCAUCCUUCCAGUAUGGAGAGGGUUGGCUGGGGUCAAGCUGGCUCUACUCAGAGGUGCGAAGGAAAUUGCGGGAAACCUCGGUGACAUGGGCGAGCUGUGUGGAUUUCCCGGUGGCAGAGCCUGAAGACUUGCUUCCAAGAGCAGCUCUUGAACAAUCUGUGAAGCCGCCCAUCACGCUUUUGUUCGUGAUGGAUAUGUUCUCCUCCGAGUUUGCAAGUGCUUGGUCGGAAGACAGGGCCCUCCGGACCGGGAUGCGCGGAAAUGAGCGGAUGGUAGAUGGGAAAGUUCUCAUCCGCAUCGUCAAUCCACGUCUUGGUAUCAAGCAGCACUUUUCCUUGAAUCUGAUGAGGAUGGCGCAGCAUGCGGGGCGGCUGCUUGUAGCCCAAACCAUCACUGCACAAAAGAGUCAGCUGCUGCAG